AUGCCAAUAGCCUUUUCGCUCUUGAGCAGCCUAAGAUUAUUUUCGACUCCUUCCAAUGUGGUUCCUGGGUCAGCUAGUUUUUCGUCCAAAACUUCAUCUUACGCGGUAAAGGUGGGAAUACCGGAGUUUCUGAACGGAGUGGGCAAAGGGGUCGAAGCCCACGUCGAGAAGCUCGAAUCAGAGAUUGGUGACAUCCAGAAGCUGCUUGUCACUCGCACUUUGAGGCUUAAGAAGCUCGGCAUCCCCUGCAAACAAGAUAUUAAUGGCGAUACAAUACAAAAGGGGAGAUUGGGUUCUCUUUCAUGA
Thlaspi arvense is the source of this 306-nucleotide messenger RNA. Lineage: Eukaryota; Viridiplantae; Streptophyta; Magnoliopsida; Brassicales; Brassicaceae. The record is from the annotation of a GenBank genome assembly.